GGUGUGUCCGUGGAAUCUGAGGAGAAAGAUGGCUGCGGGACGAAGGGAGAGGUUGACAAAUCUGAGAUUCGCCGUUUGAUGAUAGACAGGUUUCAGCGGAGGACGAAGCGGAAAACAGCACUCGCUUGCGUGUGUGUGGAGGAGUCUAUGUAUCGGUAUGGAGUAUAGUGCCGACAGCAAACUGGAUGACAGGGAGUGCAGACAAGCCUCGCAUGCUCACACACUGAUCACUGGUGUACAGUGACUGUUGCUGCAGACUUCAGCAGGAUUCCAUCCUUUGUAUGAUUUUACCUCUUAUUUCUUCAAGCUGGACUCUUAAUUUCUUGAUUUUUGGACGCCUUUUGUGAGCUGCCUUACCCCCCCCCCCCUUUCCCCUUUUCCCUUUUCUCUCCCUCUCCACACUUCUCUUCCCUCUCUCCCCUUCAUUCUUCCCUGUUGACCUUUUGAUCAAAUUUGGAUCAGCCUGUGCACUAAGAUGAGUUGGCUGAGUCGUUUAAAUCCAAGAGGUCCAGGCACUCAGACCAGUCGACAUGCAGCCCCAUCCAGCCCAUGCACUGCCGACCCUGAGACUUGUCUUAUGGUGUUUGAGAACCACUGGAGACAGGUGUCAGGGGUGUUGAAACAGAGAGAGUCUUCAGUGGGCGGUUAUGCCGAUGAUCUCACUGCAGUUCGCAAUCACACAGAUCAGAUGCUGUGCCUGCUAGCUGAAGAGAGACCAGCAGGGGGAGACAUUGAAUCACCAGCAAUGGGUCCUAUUCUGGAGAUGGUGGUGGCAGAGAACAUCCUUGAUGAGUUGGUACAAUGGCAUUUGCGCCGUGGUCUGGCUCCAGACAGCCAGCUGGAGCUGUUGAAAUUGUUUGAGAUGCUGAUCGGACAGUCACAUCAGCCCCUGCUCCUGCACAGUCCAGUGCUACAACCGCUCCUAAGCCUGCUGGGAGCAUGUGUGGAUCCCCAGCUGGGCUGCCCUGCUGCCCUAGAGUCCAGCCUCGUACUGCUGCUAAAUCAGGUAUGUGUGUGCAUGGCGAAGGAAACUGCAGUUUUGGAGUUGAUAUUUAGGUGUGGACCGGUACAGCAGGGUCCCACUAACCUGCUGAUCUUCUCCCUGUUGGUGCCAUUUAUUCAUCGAGACGGCUCUCUGGGGCAGCAGGCCCGUGAUGCGCUGCUGCUCGUCAUGGCAACCUCUGCCAGCAACCACGCUGUUGCACGUCACAUCGCAGAGAACUCCUACUUCUGCCCAGUGCUAGCGACAGGGCUGAGUGGACUGUAUUCAUCCCUGCCACGGAAGAUUGAGGUACGGGGCGACGACUGGCACGCCCUGCGGAGGGAGGACUGGAUGGGCGUCUCCUCUCUAGUGCUUUUCAUGAACAGUCUUGAAUUCUGUAACGCUGUAGUACAGGUGGCACACCCUCUUGUGCGCUGCCAACUCCUUGACUACCUCCACAAUGGCUUCCUGGUUCCAGUCAUAGGCCCCGCUCUGCACAAGUCGUCAGUAGAUGAGAUGAUAGCAAGCACGGCAUAUCUGGACUUGUUUUUACGCAGUAUCACAGAAACUUCCCUCCUUAAGACCUUCCUGUGCUUCAUUCUGUUGCAUCGCCAUGACAACAACACCAUCCUUGAUACACUACUCACACGCAUCAGCAGCAAUUCACGGCUGUGCAUGGUCUCUCUGAGUCUGUUCAAGACAUUGCUCAGUCUCAACUGUGAAGACCUCAUGCUCCAGCUUGUUCUCAGGUAUCUGUUGCCAUGCACACAUGUAAUGCUGAGUCAGCGAAGGGCAGUCAGAGAAACAGACCUCUAUGGCAAAUCAGCUGACAAGUUCCUUUCCCUCAUACCAGAAUGCUGCCGAAUCACUGCAGCACCCUCUAGUGAGCGGGAUGAUGAACCUGCCUUUUGGGGAAAGGUGCUAGGUAGUCCCACUUCAGAGUCACCGGUUCACCCAAGACCCAGCACUCCUUCCCGCCUCGCUCUCUUUAUUCGACAGCAAAGCUCAGGAGGCCAAGCCAACCCCCCCUCGUCUGGCUCGGAGAAUGCUCCCUCUUCUCCUCGUGGUAGUGUUUCCUCCCCGCUGUCUCCUGACAGCCCCAUGCACCAACUCCAAGACGCUUCAGAAGGAGAGACUGGCUACCUGGAGUACCUGCGUGAUGCUCGGAAGGGUAUUGAGCUCUGCUCCUGGGCCUGUCGAGACUGGUCAGCCCCUUACGAUGGAGAAAAUCCCUCUCCAAACUCUGCUGAUCCUCCACCUCCCGCUCCUUCGUCCAACCCCUCCCUCAGUAUGGUACAAGAGCAUUUCUCCAUAAUGGACCCCGCUCAGCAGAGGGCAACAGUGGUGGCUGCAGCAUGUGCCGAGUGGAGCAGUUCAGAUCGAGAUAGUGGAGAGUGGGAUGUUACCAUCAGCAAGAACUGUAUCAGUCUCACACCCCGCAGUAAGAAACACAGCCUUCUUCCCAGUUCUAUACCUCUCCAAUCUUCUUCUUCUGCAUCAGUCUCUACAGAAAUAACAGGUGCUGUGGAAACCGUAUCCCAACACUCUCAUUUGGCACCUCAUCCAGCGCUCUAUAAUGGUAUGGGGCAGGUGGAGCUCACAGAGAGUGUGGAUGAGAGAAUGGAAGUUAAGAAAGUGAAAAGGGACUCUGAUGUAAAUAACAGCGUGGUGGAGUCGGGGAUGAACGGGUCGAUGGGUAUGUGCCCGGUUGACUACAAUGUUUUACACGAAGGAUCGGCAAUGAAAUCAUCUCAGGUGCAGGUGAAGCCACAUCUGCAACAUCAAACCUCCGUGCCCUCUUCUACCCAAGAGUGUCUGCAAAGCGAGAGCCAGAGAUUAUCUCCUGUUCCUGCCUCGACCGAGACUUCCACAGUUCCCCGUGAAAGCAGGGGUCCGGAGUCCGUUGAGCGUCUGAUUGAGGAGUUGCUGGAGCAGGCGCCGUCGGAGCCAUUGUCUGGAGACUCGAAAUCCCAGGGAAUCAGCAUUGAGGCUUUUCACCAGGAGCUGAAGGAGCUGGAGGAACAUGUAAGGGAGAGGAGGGUUCUUUCACGCAGCUCGGAGGAGUCUUCUCGGGAAUCUCGCACUGCUCCUGCUCCCAGCCUGACAGAUGAGGACUGUCUUCCAGUGGAGACUGAGCAGUGCUCCAGUGAAACGAAGCCUGACAGCUCUGCCCCUGGGGUGUUUAGCCCCGCACGACCCCUCGGACAACCUCUUGCUCAACCGUACACAGGUCCAUUUAUAACAGUCCUGUUCAGUAAACUGGAGAGUAUGAUGCAGAACUCCCUAUAUGUGAACAUUUUGCUGACGGGUGUUGUGUUCCAGCUGGCCUGUUACCCUCAGCCUCUCCUCCGCUCUUUCCUUCUCAACACCAACAUGGUGUUUCAGCCAAGUGUUAAAUCACUCAUUCAGGUGCUAGGAUCAGUAAAAAAUCGCAUUGAAGUAUUUGCAGCAGCACACGAGGAUUUCCCUGCCAUGUUAAGAAAGGCUCGCCGCUUUCUGGUUGCAAGAGGAAAGUUAGACUGGUCUGACUCACCCAUGGGAGUGCCCAACCUCCGUCGUUCAGACUCAUUAAUUAAAAGCCGAAAACCAUCUCUGGGCGAUCUUAUCCUGAGGCACACCAACAGUCCUACGAGAGCUCGACAUGCAGCUCAGUUGGCCUUGGCCCACGUGAGAGACGGAGGGCAGUCUCUGCACAGUGCUUUGUUUCGGGGCGGUGCAGCCAGUGGGGGCUCUGGCCUGGAGAAGCAGGCAGAGGCACUAAGGGUGAAAAACGCAGUCUACUGUGCUGUUAUUUUCUCAGAGUUUCUCAAAGAGCUAGCAGCUCUUGCACAGGAGCAUGCUGUAGCCCUGCCCUUCCCACCUAGUCAAGGCACUGAGGAAUAACACCAGGCCAAAAUGUUCCUCUAUACUUGCUUUAUCCACUGUUCCCGGCACUGAGCUGUAGACUAUUAUAUCCCUGAGAAUUUUCAAACAAAGUAUUUUUUUCAAGGGACAUAAUGCACUCAAAGAGACAGGAAAAAUCAGUUGAUCAUAAAAGUAAAGAGAGAGGACAUCUCUUGUUAAUAAUCUCAUGUUCAUAAUGUCGUUUUUUUUAUUGUACAGGACCAUUUAUCCAUUAAGCUUUAGGAAAUUGUGCAUCUAAAUCUUGUAUAUAGUCUAUAUAAAAUAUCUAUGUGUAUAAUGAUUUUUGUACACUCAGAGAGACUUGCAUCCUUUAAGCUGGAGGAAUUUGGCCGUAAACUUGCACUCCCUACGUUUCUAAGUCAUUUCAGAGACUAGCUAAAGUAGACACACUACACACGGUUCUUUUAAACUUUUAUGGGUGCGGAAGUACCAUUUACAUUUUUAGCAAUGUCGAACGGUUAUUUUCUCUUUUAUAGAAAUAUAGGUCUGUGAGAUCACACCAGGAUCAAUCAGAAAUAAUCAUCUGGCCAUUUUCAAAGGACGAGAUGUCAGAUAUUGUUUACCAAUCACAAGCUGGGCAAUAGGUCCUCGAUAUCGGGGAUUUGCCCCUUUAUUGACAUCUCUGAAAAAUCAACAAGUGACAAAAUGUUCAAGUUCUGCCAAACUCUAGCACAAAUCUUCUUGUCCAACAACUAGAGUGACGUUAGAGCCCGUAAAGAGGGGAGAGGGUUCAGCAGCACAUUUUCUAGGAUGUUCAUUUCUGGACGUUUUAGGGAAAUGCAAAUGGUACAUUCACCUAGCAUGACAUUACAUAUCCUCUUUCGUUUUUUUGGGAAAGGCACUGAUUUUUCUGCCCACAAAGAUUUCCUUUACUGGAUGUUAGCGUCCCUUUUGGCGUCUGACUAGGUGCUAAUGUCUUAAAUAUUUGGCUGGUAUGAGCAUAGAAAAGCUUGCUUAAUAAUUACCUGUCCCUUUAAGGAGUGAGCCAAGUUAUGUCAAUCAUAAGCCAUCUUAGUGUUGAAUCAAAGUGUUUUUUUUUCUGUUCACUACUUGAUUUUGCUAGUGUUAUGGAGUAUGAGUGAAUUCAUAGUGGAAACGCCAUGCCACUUUUUAAUUUGUUUAUUGCCAAAAUACUUUAGACACUUUAAUUUUCAGAAUGGAAGUUAGGACAUGCAUGUGCAUAAGUUUUGUGAGUGUUAUUUUUUUUUUUCCAGUAUCAUUUUUGGCCCUUGUGUCUUAAACACUUAUGCUGAUCUGAAAUCAUCCAUCCAAGAGCUUUUAUCAUGCAAAGCCAGAUGCACAUUACCUCAGUUUACUUUUUCUUUCCAUGCAGUGUUGUUUCUGCUUCACUUGUGUUCAGUAAUUCUGUUCGAUCAAAUAUGCUUUUUGAUCAGUUUCUAGAUGUAAGAGCAGACAAUUUGAAAGGCGGUUAUAUAUUAUUUUCUAGUUGCUAAAUUGUCAAUCCAUCCAUUUUCCCCUCCUUAUCUAUCCACCCAUCCACAGAGGGUCUGUGUGGAACAUUAGUUUGAUGCUUCUCUGCUUUUGUUAGUUGAAAUAUGAAAUGUUUAGCAUGCAAAUUCCAUAUUUAAGGAUAAUGGUAGACCAUGUUAGUGUCAAAAAAUAGUUUGUGCUUUCCUUGAAACAUGCUCUGAUGUCUGUGUGGGUGAGAGAUGAAAUGGAAAGGAUAAAGAGCAAGAGGUUGAAUGAAGAAACGGUACAUAUAUGUUAGGGUUCGUUUAUCUCUAUGGAGACAGCGGUUAUUAUACUUCCUUUCAGUUUCUAAGUUAGAAAUCAAAUAGGCCUAUACAACUGAUGUGUCGUAAGAUACCAAUGCACAAGAAAUGCCCAUUGUUUUUAUGAUGCAAUUAUAUGCCUGAUGUGGAGCAGAUAGCAUGUUUUUUUCUUUUUAUACAUAAGUGUUUGGUAUGAUUUUGGGAAAAUUUAAAAAAUCAGGAGCUCAUUGAUUGUGUGUGCUUGUUAUUGAAAACUGUUUGUUUGAUCAGUAUACAUUGCACGAUUUUUAAGUUGAUUUUUCUGUAUUUGGUUUUCUCUUUAUUUUUUCUUUCACUGUCCAUUUUUUGGAAUGAAAUGUUGAUGUUGACAAGGACUUCUGCAGCUUGUUAUCUAUGCAAACUGGUUUCCGUGUUUCUGAGUAAGUGAAGAUGGUUAAACCUUUGGGGACAAACACAAACUAAAUGUACAAUCCAGAACCCCACUCUUCAAUAAUUGACUUAUCCCUUAUCAAUUCAGUAAUCUACUGGACUGUAUGGAAACUCGUGCAAAAUGAUGAAUGUUAUCAAAAUAUUUUUCUAUAUAUAAAAUGGAGGAGGAGGAAAGUGGAACUGAAUGGAGAUUUAAAUCAACGAUAAAACCUUCAAAGACAAACACUAAAAGGGAAUGUUUUUAUUAAUUUAUAAAUGUUUUACC
Molecule: messenger RNA, 6313 nt
Organism: Sinocyclocheilus grahami
Lineage: Eukaryota; Metazoa; Chordata; Actinopteri; Cypriniformes; Cyprinidae
Product: FTS and Hook-interacting protein homolog
Exons: 13
Coding region: 476-3865 (1129 amino acids)
Biological process (GO): endosome to lysosome transport; early endosome to late endosome transport; endosome organization
Cellular component (GO): FHF complex
Source: RefSeq, a predicted model, not a curated record